Musa acuminata AAA Group (dessert banana) is the source of this 1662-nucleotide messenger RNA. RefSeq names its product phosphoserine aminotransferase 2, chloroplastic. Gene Ontology annotation, molecular function: pyridoxal phosphate binding; O-phospho-L-serine:2-oxoglutarate transaminase activity. The transcript has a single exon. NCBI's taxonomy places the organism in Eukaryota, Viridiplantae, Streptophyta, Magnoliopsida, Zingiberales, Musaceae. The coding region runs from base 110 to 1375 and encodes 421 amino acids. Gene Ontology annotation, biological process: L-serine biosynthetic process. Gene Ontology annotation, cellular component: chloroplast stroma; cytoplasm. The record is from RefSeq and is a predicted model, not a curated record.
CUAUAUCAACCAAAGUCCACUUCGAUUGCUAGAUCCGAAAAAGUUCCUUCUUUUGCUCGUCUUCCUCUCCUCUCCCACCGAUCCUUACCUCUCUUCUCACUCUCUUCCAAUGGCUGCUGCCUCUACUCCUCAAUCUUUCCUCCUCCAACACCCCCUUUAUCCCUCUCUCAAAACCCUCUCUUACAUCCCCUCCAAGCAGCACCUCCGACCAAGACCCCGCCUGUCCACCGUCUCCUGCACCGCCGUCCACCCUGCUCCCGCCUCCGUCUCCGUCACCAAGGAUCAGGGCCGCAUCUUUAACUUCGCCGCGGGACCGGCCACCCUUCCGGAGUCCGUGAUCCUGAAGGCCCAGUCGGAGCUGUACAACUACCAUGGCUCCGGCAUGAGUAUUAUGGAGAUGAGCCACCGCGGCAAGGAGUUCGAUGCCGUCAUCAAGAACGCUGAGUCCGACCUCCGCCGCCUCCUCGCCGUCCCUGACGACUACGCCGUCCUCUUCCUCCAGGGCGGCGCCACGACCCAGUUUGCCGCCGUUCCCCUCAACCUCUGCGCACCCGAAGAUGCUGCGGACUACAUCGUCACCGGAUCGUGGGGCGACAAGGCCUUCAAAGAAGCCCAGAAGUUCUGCAAGCCUAAUCUCAUCUGGUCUGGUAAAUCUGACAAAUACACCAAGAUCCCGCCUUUUGAAGGCCUCGAGCAGAACCCCAACGCCAAGUACCUGCACAUUUGCGCCAACGAGACGAUCCACGGGGUGGAGUUCAAGAACUACCCCACGCCAAGCAAUAAAGAUGCAAUCUUGGUGGCCGAUAUGUCAUCCAAUUUCUGCUCGAAGCCCGUUGACGUAUCGAAGUUCGGCGUGAUCUAUGCUGGCGCGCAGAAGAACGUCGGUCCGUCCGGUGUCACGAUCGUGAUAGUCCGAAAAGAUCUUAUUGGCAACGCCCAACCGAUCACACCCGUGAUGCUGGACUACAAAAUCCAUGCCGAUAGCGCUUCCCUCUACAACACUCCCCCAUGCUUCACGAUCUACAUUUGUGGACUUGUGUUUGCGGACUUGCUGGAGCAGGGUGGCUUGGUAGAGGUGGAGAAGAAGAACGCCAAGAAGGCAGGAAUUCUCUAUGAUGCUAUUGAUGGGAGUGACGGGUUCUAUGUGUGCCCGGUUGAGAAAUCAGUUAGAUCACUGAUGAACGUGCCGUUUACACUUGAGAAGACAGAUCUUGAGAAGAAAUUCAUCGAGGAGGCUGCCAAAGAAGGGAUGAUUCAACUCAAGGGUCAUCGCUCAGUGGGUGGUGUUCGGGCUUCCAUAUACAAUGCAAUGCCGUUGGCAGGAGUGGAGAAGCUUGUUGCUUUCAUGAAGGAUUUCCAAGCCAGGCACCUUUGAACUGGAUGCCUUAAAACCUUAUUGUCGUGAAUGAGGCUUUUUUCUGCUGUUUGUUGGCUGUUUUCAGAUGCAUCAAGCUCAAAUCUUAGUUUGGUUUUGUCAUUUUUCUUCUGGUCAAGUUCUAGAAAUAAUGGCAUUUAAUCAGUUAUGGAUUUGGAUAAAAUAUAGAUACUUUAGGCAGCUGCAUAUCAUGACUCAUCUACUCAGUCCUAAUGGUACUGGAGUUUUUGUGUGGAAAUUGCUUGUUUGUGAAAUCAGGUGAUAUUUCUGCCUGCUGAUUUUGUUCA